UCGCAGUAGCUGGCUCGGAUGUUGAAGAACAAGAGAAGAUUUAUGAAACACUGAAUUCAAAAUUUGAUGCUACAGCACUACUUGGUUCCUCAAUGCCAGUGCGAGAUCCACCAUCUCCACCGUUACAACGACCGCCACCGCUACCUCCACGCAAGAUGUGGCAACAUGAACAUCCAAAUUCAUCAGAUAGCGAAGACAGUGACUGCACUGACAGUUUUGAAGAAGAAGAUGAUGAGGAUAAUGAGGAUAAUGGUGAUGAUGAUGGUGAAGAACCAGCCUACAAGAAAUACCAGCAGUCUCUCUAUAUGAAGCAACUAUCCAGAGGUCAAAGAGAAAAAGAGCUUUUUCAGUUAGCUCUGCGUAAAGCAUAUGCACAUUCGUUUGAAGCAGUCAAUGAAGUUCAAGAAAAUCAGGAAAGUCCCUCAAAGAAUCCAUCAAGUUCAACAACGACUAUAAGAUCCUCAGACUCAGAUGUGUCAUCUAAAUCUACUCGUUCAAUAAAGUCUCGGGCCUGUCGUAUCAUGUGACCAACUCAUUUGUGUCUUCGUCAUGCAGGCAAAAUUCACUACUCUACCAUGGGAUGAGCAGUACUUUAUCAUGUG
Anneissia japonica is the source of this 602-nucleotide messenger RNA. RefSeq lists its product as uncharacterized. Lineage: Eukaryota; Metazoa; Echinodermata; Crinoidea; Comatulida; Comatulidae. The annotation marks the transcript as partial. The transcript has 2 exons. The record is from RefSeq and is a predicted model, not a curated record.